Molecule: messenger RNA, 4486 nt
Organism: Nerophis ophidion (straightnose pipefish)
Lineage: Eukaryota; Metazoa; Chordata; Actinopteri; Syngnathiformes; Syngnathidae
Gene: cpt2
Product: carnitine palmitoyltransferase 2
Exons: 6
Coding region: 1955-4222 (755 amino acids)
Biological process (GO): fatty acid beta-oxidation
Cellular component (GO): mitochondrion
Molecular function (GO): carnitine O-palmitoyltransferase activity
Source: RefSeq, a predicted model, not a curated record
CCAGGAGACAUAGUCUUCCCAACGUGUCCUGGGUCUUCCCCGUGGCCUCCUACCGGUCGGACGUGCCAUAAACACCUCCCCAGGGAGGCGUUCGGGUGGCAUCCUGACCAGAUGCCUGAACCACCUCAUCUGGCUCCUCUCCAUGUGGAGGAGCAGCGGCUUUACUUUGAGUUCCUCCCGGAUGGCAGAGCUUCUCACCCUAUCUUUAAGGGAGAGACCCAAACUCAUUUGGGCCGCUUGUACCCGUGAUCGUAUCCUUUUGGUCAUAACCCAGUAAUUGUAGUCUGCAAAUGAUGUGUUGUUGUGGAGUGUCGGUGCUGUCCAGAGGUCUGCAGAGUAACUCUGUAAUACUCUUCAAUACCAGUAGGUGGCAGCAGGUAGCUAAUUGUUAUGGCGGAUCAGCAGCGCAGAGAUGUCCCCAGCCGAUACACAGGCAAGCAGUACAUGGCCACCGGAUCGGACCGGACCCCCUCCACAAGGGAGAGUGGGACAUAGGAGAAAAAGAAAAGAAACGGCAGAUCAACUGGUCUAAAAAGGGAGUUUAUUUAAAGGCUAGAGUAUACAAAUGAGUUUUACCUGCACAUUGUUCCGCUUGGGAUGGUUUCCUGCUGGCUCCACUGUGGCCGAGACUCUCGCUGCUGUGUUGGAUCCGCUUUGGACUGGACUCUCGCGACUGUGUUGGAUCCAAUAUGGAUUGAACUUUCACAGUAUCAUGUUAGACCCGCUCGACAUCCAUUGCUUUCCUCCUCUCCAAGGUUCUCAUAGUCAUCAUUGCCACCGACGUCCCACUGGGUGUGAGUUUUCCUUGCCCUUAUGUGGGCCUACCGAGGAUGUGGUAGAGGUUUGUGUUGUGGUUUGUGCAGCCCUUUGAGACACUAGUGAUUUAGGGCUAUAUAAGUAAACAUUGAUUGAUUGAUUGAUUAAACCAAAAGUAAACAACUGGCAAGUGCUGCUAAGAAAAGGCAUUGAAGUUUAGGGAAGGCUAUGCAAAAUUAAACUUAAACUGAACUAGCUACAAAGUAAACAAAAACAGAAUGCUGGACGACCACAAAGACUUACUGCGCGUGGAGCAGAUGGCGUCCACAAAGUACAUCCGUACAUGACACGGCAAUCAACAAUGUCCCCACAAAGAAGUACGGCGUCUGCACAACUUAAAUAGUUUUGAUUGCCGAAACAAAGCAGGUGCGUGGAACAGCGUUCAAGGACGACAGGAAAAUAGCAACAAAACAGGAAAGGCCACCGAAAUAGGAGCGCAAGACAAGAAGUAAAAAAACGACAAACAGAAAAAACGUUGAAAACCUCCGAAUAAGUCAGGGUGGUGACAGUACUUCUACUUUGAGACAAGAGCUAUAGUGAAGCAUGCGACAAUGACUUUUUAUUAUCAAUAUCUAUCGGCUGCUGAGUUUCAUUUUUCAGAAAUUUCUGCUUGUUUUGUGCCUCGGGAUUUUUUCAAUUAGGAAAAUGUGCCUUGGCUCAAAAAAAGGUUGAAAAACACUGGUCUAGGGGGCACACCACACGGUUGCUAUGACAACUGCGACCCCGUCUUCAUUUCAGUCUUUGACCACAUCAUCACUCCACGUUCAGUUUUCUAAGGGAGUUUUAGUUUGAAUAUACUUGAUAUCAUAGAUUCAUCAUGCAGCUUAGUUUCCAGGAAAAGGCUUUAGCUACGUUUGAUGUUCAUAUUAUUGCUUCCAAAAAGAGAAAGAGUUGAAGUUAGCGUGCUGACAACAUGUGAUGACUUGUAUGCACGCUGCUGGCUACUUCUGCUUGUAGAAUAAAUGAAGUGUGUUAUUCCAACAUCUCACAUUGGCUGCUUGAGCGCACAAACCUCACAUUUGAAUUGAAGAGAAGUUUGGUUCAAGGACGCUCCUUUUGUGUGUUUUCCAGACGGUGAUGUUGUGUGUCUUUGUGUUGGACAGACAAAAGAGGGGACACUUGUUGUCCUGUGCUUUAUAUGCUGUUAGACAAAGGCAAAGCUCACAUGUUUGAUUCCCGUGACGCUGCAGUCCCAACCAGCCCGGACGAGGACACAAACUUCAUCCGGCAUCCUGCACCAGAAAAAUGUCCCGGACCUUCCUCAGGUACGCUCGCACUCAAAAAGACACUCCACAGUCAGGAGGUUUAUGAUGUCUCCUUCUCCUCCUCCUCCUCCUCUUCCUCCCCAUCCAUGUCCAUUCUCUUAAAGGGGGUGUCGCCGGACCCCCCGCCGAUGUCCAGCACCUGCAGGCUGGACAGGUGGGCAAAGGAGCUCUCGUCCACAGUGUCCACUGACAGUCGGUUGAACCUGGGACACCACCACAAGUUCAGAGUGGCCGCAUGGAGAAGCUUCUGGAAGCGCGACCACAGCACCAAAGAGGACUUCCUGCACAGGAGUGUGGUGCCCAGCAUGCACUAUCAGAAGAGUUUGCCCAGGUUAGGUAUUCCAAAGCUGGAGGACACCAUCAGGAGGUACUUGGCCGCUCAGAAGCCUCUUUUAGACGACCACCACUUCCAAACCACAGAGAAGCUGGCUCAGGACUUCCUGACUGGGGAGGGCAAGAGCCUGCAAGAAGAUCUGCUGGCUCAGGAUAAAAGCAACAAUCACACCAGCUACAUCUCCGGUCCGUGGUUCGACAUGUACCUGUCUGCACGCCAGCCGGUGGUGCUGAACUUUAACCCCUUCAUGUCCUUCAACCCCGACCCCAGGAGCGAGUACAACGAGCAGCUGGUGCGUGCCAGCAACAUGGUGUGCUCGGCCGUGCGCUUCAUGAAGACGCUGCGAGCCGGCCUGCUGGCGCCGGAGGUGUUCCAUCUCAACCCGGCCAAGAGCGACACGGAUGCCUUCAAGAGGUUGAUCCGUUGGGUGCCGCCCUCCCUGUCCUGGUACGGUGCCUACAUGGUCAACGCCUACCCGCUGGACAUGUCGCAGUACUUCCGCCUCUUCAACUCCAGUCGUAUCCCCAAGCCGGGGCGGGACCAGCUCUUCACGGACGAGGAAGGGCGCCACCUGCUGGUGAUGAGGCGAGGCCACAUGUACGUGUUUGACAUCGUGGACCGCGACGGCAAUUUGGUGGAGCCCAUCCAGAUCCAGUCCCACUUGAAGUACGUCUUGUCCGACCAGACGCCGGCGCCGGCCUACCCUCUCGGGGUGCUGACCAGCGAGAACAGAGACGUGUGGGCGGGGCUUCGAGAGAAGCUAAUAGCCGCCGGGAACGGCGAGGAUUUACGUGCGGUGGACAGCGCCGUCUUCUGUCUGUGCCUGGACGACGUGAGCCUCAGCGACCCCGUGCACGUGUCGCACAACAUGCUGCACGGCGACGGCUGCAACCGCUGGUACGACAAGUCCUUCAGCGUCAUCCUCUCCCGGGACGGGAACGCCGCCAUCAACUUUGAGCACUCGUGGGGCGACGGCGUGGCCGUGCUGCGCUUCCAGAACGAGAUCUUCAAAGACACCACCGAGAGGCCAUCGGUACACCCGGGUUCCGCCCCCGCCCCCUCCCCCGUGCGCCGCCUUGACUUCAAGCUGGACGGCGAGCUGGAGGAAGCCAUCAAGAAGGCCAAAGCCAACUUCGACUCGGCCGUGUCCGAGCUCACCAUCGAUGCCAUGCAGUUCAAGCGCGGCGGCAAGGAGCAGCUGAAGAAGAGCAAGCUGAGCCCGGACGCCAUCGCCCAGCUGGCCUUCCAGAUGGGCUUCCUGAGGCAGUACGGCCAGACGGUCGCCACCUACGAGUCCUGCAGCACGGCGGCGUUCAAACACGGGCGCACGGAGACCAUCCGUCCCGCCACCACCUUCACCAAACGAUGCUCGCACGCCUUCGUCCGCGAGGCGGGAAAGCACAGCGUGGCGGAGCUGCAGGCCAUGCUUCAACAAUGCUCUAAAUACCACGGGCAGCUCACCAAGGAGGCCGCCAUGGGUCAGGGUUUCGACCGCCACCUGUUCGCCCUGCGCUACCUGGCGGGCUCCAAAGGUCGGCCCCUGCACGGCCUGUACACCGACCCCGCCUACGCCGCCAUCAACCACAACAUCCUGUCCACCAGCACCCUCACCAGUCCCGCCGUCAACCUCGGAGGCUUCGCCCCGGUCGUGCCCGACGGCUUCGGCGUGGGCUACGGCGUCCACGACGACUGGAUAGGCUGCAACGUCAGCAGCUACCCGGCUCGGGACGUGCGGCGCUUCCUGGAGUGCGUGCACAAAUCUCUGGAGGACAUUUUCUGCAUCGUGGAAGGAAAGUCCCUCAGCUGAGGUCUGCUCCAAAACUACUUUUUUGGGGGUCACAAUGCAGUUUUGGACUUGAGACGGUUUCAUCGGGUGUGAACGAGUGAAACAUAAUGUGAAAGUCUUGUGAGGUCAUGAUCACAUGACGUCUCAUCACUGGAAGCUUUUCUCCUUUUCCAGCCUGAAUCACGUCUUUGAAUGUGCAAAUAUUUACAAAAGCUUUUUAUGAAUAAAUGUGUGGUGCAAUCCAAAUCAAGUAACUAUCUGCUGAAUAAAAUCAUGAUUACAUGA